Salvia splendens (bonfire salvia) is the source of this 1600-nucleotide messenger RNA. RefSeq lists its product as uncharacterized. Bases 1020 to 1445 code for a protein of 141 amino acids. The transcript has 6 exons. The record is from RefSeq and is a predicted model, not a curated record. Gene Ontology annotation, molecular function: protein binding. Lineage: Eukaryota; Viridiplantae; Streptophyta; Magnoliopsida; Lamiales; Lamiaceae.
CAAAUAUGAUAUAAACAAGUCCUUACAAGUUUAAGAGCAAACCUGAAUUGUAACAACAUGCUUGGUUAUGUCCAGCCCAUCGUCUUUGCCACCGGCCCUGGCUCCUUAUAUAUUCAUGCUGCCCACAACGAUCUUCUACUUUCCUAUUAUUGAAAAAAUAUUGUAUGAUUUCAAAAUACUUUGUUUCUCUCUUGUUGUUCAUAUCUCUCUCACAUCUUUUAUUGUCAAUGUCACAACCACUUUCAUUUGUUUUGUUUUGGACCCUCCAACAUAAGAAUUCUAGCACUUAUAUUUGUUUUGUUUUUAUUUUAGAAAGAGGAAUUUUUUUCAAAUGCAUCUUUAUAGACUAUAGUAGUGGUACGUAUAAUUUUUGUUUUAUUGGCAUUGGGUUAAUAGGUUAGGGCAUUUUGCUACAAAAGGUGAGGAAAAAAAAGGGAAAAUGAUUAGCUGCUAAACGAUCUCCUGGAGAAGUGAUUACGACAAUGCAUUGCCCAAUUUUGGCGGUAGUCUAUAAAUAAGGCGGAGCGGUUCAAAUCAAAUUCUCUAAAGAAUUUAAAUGCCAUGGCUGCUUCAAUUUCUGUAAUUGGUUCAGCGAUUUUCCAGGCUGGUGCAAACCCAAAUUUGUAUUACUUUGGGUUAAGUCCUUUGGCAUCUGCUGCAAAAGAAGGCGAUACAAAAUUUCUUAAGUGUUUGCUUGAAGCUAAAGCAGAUCCAAAUGCAUUUCAAUCAGUUAAAUUCUAUGUUUCUCUUUAUUUACUUUGCUAUGAUUCAUCUUCUACUUAUGAUAUCUUCAGCCUCUCUUGUUGCAGACAUCCUUCUUUAAAACCAAUGAACCGUCGUUUAAUCUUGUAGAUGAAUGUUAUCAACUGGACACUUAUUGUAUUGAUAAUGACGACUCACAAGAUAUUAUUAAACCUAUUGAGGAUGCUGCCAUGGUGCGUAAUCGUGCAGCUGUGGAUAUUUUGUUUCCAGUGACUGCACGGCUUCCACAUUAUCCAAAUUAGACCGUUGAUGGCAUCAUGGAGUACAUUCAUUCUGAAGAAUUUAAAACAAAGAUGGAGAAGAGAAUGAGAAUCUGCUUGGCAGUAUUGGACCUCAGAGGGGAGCAGGAUGCGAGCAAUAAGGAAUACAACCAUUCCAUCGUAAACUAUAGAAUGGCUACACAGCUUGAACCAUCAAACCCUACAUGGGUAAUAAAACGAAGCUUGUGCGAAGCGCGCAUGGGUCUACGCAAUCAUGCUCUGGUUGAUGCUCAGAAAUGCAUUAGACUGAAGCCAGACUUGCCAGUCCCUUACCAUGGAGAAAUUGCUAAUGAGAUAGUCAAGAAAUUCCUCAUGCCAUGCCUUGCCUUGCCUUGCCUUGCCUUGCCUUCUCGUUGGAACCUCACAGCAUGGAAACCGGUGAUGCAUUUAGAGUUAGUUUGUUUGACUACUUUGUUUGGUUGAGUCAGAUGAGUUGAGUUGUACCAUUCUAUUGUAGAGUAACAUUCAUUGAUUCAUAAUCCAUUGCACAUAUUGUUUAGCAAUGUAGAAUUUCCCCAUAUAUUGUAGAUGAUAAUAUUCAAUUAUCAGAGUCAUAUAGUCAUCUACAUUGAAUUUGA